Molecule: messenger RNA, 1035 nt
Organism: Acanthocheilonema viteae
Lineage: Eukaryota; Metazoa; Nematoda; Chromadorea; Rhabditida; Onchocercidae
Source: the annotation of a GenBank genome assembly
AUGGCUACAAUGAGAUACGAAUGCAUAUCGAAUUCGGAUUCAUUAGCAAUGAUUGAUCAGGCAAAUGUUUACAAUGCGGAACAAAUCGACGAUACAGCUCUAAUUACUCUGCACAGUGAUGAUAUUGAUAACAUCUUCAUGGAUGAUAUCACCUGGCAGAAUAUCUUCCAGGAUAUACGAUAUUCACAGAGACAACAACGAUUGUGCAUAGGUAUUUUCAUAUCAAUGGUCUGCAUAAUGUUGAUUCUUUUAGUUUCAUUAUUUUCGGGUUUCGGUAAAGUUAUUUUUGAUGUUGUCGCAUAUCAGGAAAAAUCACGUCAUGGCCUUAUGAUGAUACCGAAUAUUCGAAAACGACCGUUUAAUAUAUUCUAUUUUAACGUACGAAAUAAAACAGCAAAUGCAGAGUACGCAAAAGAAAUAGAUGAUUAUCUUGCAAAAUAUGCUGAAGAUCGAGAAAUGAUGAGAGAAUUUUUGAAGAUUUGCACGAUGCAAGAACGAAGCGAUGGGAAACGUUGGUGCGCAUUUGACAUUCAACAACAAUUUCAUUCCGAUUGUUCCAAAACAACCAAUUACGGCUACAAUUCCGGCAAUCCAUGCGUGUUAUUCAUUUUUGACAACCGUUUGGGUUGGAAGCCUAAUAUGAAAAGUGAAGUGGAUUAUUUGCCAUUCUUUUGUCGCAUGCAAUAUCAGUAUUCUUCAAACAUUUAUGUUAAUAUUAGCUAUUAUCCGUCGUUGCCAACACAAAUGCGUAACGGUGGCUUUCAAAUAAAUUUGAUACCGAAUCAAAAAAUCACCGAUGAUAACGGCAAUGAAAUUGUUGGAAAAGAUGGAAAUAUUCUCUACACAUUGCCACCAUUGAUAAUGGCAAAGAUGACAUUUCGGAAUGCGUUAGAAAAGAAUGGAAACAAUGAAUUGAGUCCAUUCACAAUGGACUGUCGAAUAAAAGAUAAUGUGGCCGGAUAUCAAUUUGAUAACAUCCAAACUUUCAAUGGUCAAACGGCUGUUUCAUUUGAUUUUGUUCCACAAUUGUCGUGA